This is a messenger RNA of Branchiostoma floridae (Florida lancelet), 1445 nucleotides long. RefSeq names its product annexin A7-like. The transcript is spliced from 3 exons. Lineage: Eukaryota; Metazoa; Chordata; Leptocardii; Amphioxiformes; Branchiostomatidae. The coding region runs from base 195 to 1391 and encodes 398 amino acids. The record is from RefSeq and is a predicted model, not a curated record.
GCAGCGCUACACCUGUUCCCGCACGCCUCAGUCAGGUGGUUAAUUAACCCAAUUUUGGGAAGUAACCAAUCAGAGGGAUUAUGCAAAUAAGUAUGUAUGCUAAUGAAGGCUAGGGUAUAAAAGUAGAGAGCUUUAGAGUAAAAGGCGCGCAGUUAGACUUCGGGUGCGGACGCACGAGGCUGUCGGAGAAAAUCAUGGCGCAAGCCCCGCACGCCCCUCCUCCGGGGGCCAUCCAAGCAUUGCUGGCAGGACAGGGCCCACCGGUACCGGCAGCACCUCAACAAGCAGUCCAACAGGCAGCGGGGCAAGGUCCGCAGGCAGCGGGGCAAGGUCCGCAGGCAGCGGGGCAAGGUCUGCAGGCAGCGCAAGCUCCGCAGGCCGCGGGGCAAGGUCCGCAAGCCGCCCCCCAGCACGCGGCAGCACCCCCAGCGCCACCCCCAGCGCCACUUCAGCCGGUAGGACAAGGACAAGGGGCCGGAGCGCCGAUUGUGCAGCAGGGACAGGGGCAGCAGCAAAUACCCCCUCAACAGCCACCAGCGGCACUCAGGGGUGCAGCUGCACCGCAAGCACCCCCGGGAUUACCUCCACAAGUCCAGCAGGCGGCUGGAGUUCAGCCGGAUGGUGCCCCUCCUAUCCCACCGCAAGAGGAACUUGCGCAGUUGGUAAGAUCCCUUCAGGCUACAGUGGAGGGGUUCCAGAGGGGGCAAGUGGGAAUGAGAGCCAUUUUGAGAGAUAUAAGGAGCAUCGUACAGCGGCCAGACGCGCUGUUUGAUGCUGCCUCAGCCAUGCAGCUGGUGGAGGACUUGGCGGCGGCCGCUAAGAGGGAAGGACAUAGAAAAGCGGACGAUUAUCAAGCGGCAGCAGAACUUUUUAGAAUGAAUCGUCACGAUCCUAACCUUAAGGCGGCGUUGAGGGAAAUGUAUGCAACUGAUGCAGAAAGAAAGGUUGGAAAGCGUGUUGGGGGGAUCCUGGAGAAUUUAAGUAAUAAGGGUAACCAGGCAGUUUCAUCUGCACCAGCACAUGGGUCGCGGCAACAGUCGGGACAGUGUGGGCUGAUGCAGCAGCGGUGGCAACCCUAUGUCCCGCAGGGUUUCUUCAGCCCGCCUCAGCCAUUUUCUAACGCAGUACCACAGCAAUGGCUUUCCAACCUUCCCCAGAUAAUUCCCAACCUGGGUUUGCAGAGUUUCCCCAGCCAGCAGUGGAGCCCCAACCUGGGCCAGCAGGGCUGCUCUGGCCAGGGCCAGCUCUGGAACUCCAAUCCGCCUCAGUUUGGAAAUAGCAACCAAUUUCAACAGGCUAGCAGUAGAACCAGGCGGUGUUAUGGAUGUGGAAGUAAUAGGCAUUUGAUAGCGAAAUGUCCCGAGAAGAGGGGUAGGAUGAAAAAGGAGUAACAUUUUUGUUUGUACUAUUAUUGUUAUGGAGAAUGAAGCAAUUUUGUAACACUG